Onthophagus taurus is the source of this 2512-nucleotide messenger RNA. RefSeq names its product ankyrin-3. Gene Ontology annotation, molecular function: protein binding. NCBI's taxonomy places the organism in Eukaryota, Metazoa, Arthropoda, Insecta, Coleoptera, Scarabaeidae. The record is from RefSeq and is a predicted model, not a curated record. Gene Ontology annotation, biological process: intracellular signal transduction.
UACCGAUAGAGGCCGUAACGAACUUUCAUAUCGAUUGACAAUGUCAAUUUUGACAUAAACAUUUGUGGUGCGCAAUUUCUCUAAAACGUUGCGGUUUUUUUGUUGUUGAAGAAUUUACGUCGUAAACAAUGAUAUCAUUCGUGCGGAAACCUGAUAAAAACCGGCUUGAAUUUGUUCGUGAUAUUAUUUCAGAGCGAAAAACGGCCAUCUAACCUCUCUUACCUUAUGACGUUUGAUGGUUCUUGUAAUUUCAUGUUUUUUGGGGGUCCCAACUACUAAUAAGAAAUUAUAAUGGGGGGUUCUGUAAGUCAAGUUUUUCAUUCUGGUAGUGUUUUAUUAUCGACAAGUCACGGGCACCGUGUUAGCGAUUCUACACGACAAAAAGUUCAUACUGUUUUUGAUGCCCUUCGUGCUAACCCUAAAGUUGGGGUGCAAAGAUUAGAAGGAUUAUUACAACAAAUACCAAAGAAUGAGAAUAUUUUGAUGAUACAUGAUGAAGCCGGUUAUAAUUUACUUCAAAAAUGUGUGGGUGCAAAUAAUAUUGAGCUCGUUAGGUGGCUUUUAAAUAGACACUCUUCUACAGAUGUUAAUAGGUGUCCCUGUAGUUUACCUUUACAUAUAGCCUGUUUAAAAGGGCAUGAUGAAUGUGUUGAUUUACUUUUAAAACAUGGUGCCAAAAUUGAUGUUGAAGCUAGAAUGUGUUGGCCAGGACCUCAUAGCAAUAAUUGUGAAGAAAGAGGAAAAUAUUUAAGUAUACAACAAGAUGAAAGUUGUAUGGAACGAGAGCGAGAAAAACCUCAAAACAAACUUCAAAGUGCAAUGUAUUACGCUUUAGAUGGAGAUCAAGUUAAUAUUUUGAUUAUGUUGGCUCAAAAAUGUGAAGAUCUUUGGAACGUUGUUUUUCGAUCUAGAAAGCCAAUGUUACAUGCAGCGUGUGAAAGAGGUGCAUGGAAAUGCACUCAAUUUCUCGUAAUGGAACGUAGUGAAGAAAUUCACAUUUUAAAAGAAGAAUAUUACCCAAUUCAUUACGCUGUUUUACAUGACAGCAAAUUUCUAGAAUUGUUAAUAAGCGCCGGAGCUGAUACUACAGUUCGAACUUGCACCCAACAAAUGACAUUACUCCACGUGGUUUUUCUUGUUGCUCAUAAAUCAGCGGAAGAUACAAUGUCAACAAUUCGACUUUUAUUAGAACACGGUUGCAAAGAAAUUAUUAACACCCCCGAUUCACUCGGAAACACACCGCUGCACGCGUUAAUCUUUCGGUAUGCGUUAGAGGAGGCGCGCUAUGGUUGCGAUAAAUGGAAUAAAUGGGACGUUUUACAUUUGGUAAGGUAUUUAAUUCAAUGUGGGGCGAAACAAUCGAUUAAUCAAGCUGGAAAUUCGGCGUUAGCGUGUGUUUUGCGACAUGUCCGCGAUUGGGAAAUUUGUUAUGAACUUUUAAAUAUGUUAAUUCAUGAAGGAGGUGAGCCAAAUAUGGUGGGAAGAGAUGGUUCUGUACCAAUAAUGAUAUGUUUAGUGCCACUAAUAAACAAAGAUCCACUUCAUCACUUUACACAUAACAUGAAAGUAUGUUAUCUUAAUUGUAUAAGGAUAUUAUUGAAAAAUGGUGCAAAUCCAAAUUGUAGCUACAAAGAAAACUUAACCCCAUUGCAUGUUUUAGUUUUUACUGUCUCAGAAAAUAUUACUUUAGCUUGUGACGGGCAAAAAAGUAGUAAUUUCGAGUUUAUAAAGAACCUUUUAAUCCUUUUAUUAACUCACGGUUUAGAUCCGAACGUACGUGUUAGUAUGCGUACUCAACAUAUUUUGCAAUCUUGCAUGGAUAUGGUACAAAAUGUACGAGAUUGUCGCGACAUCAACUACGUUUACGAUUUAACGUUAACUUUAAUCCAGUAUGGUGCAAACCCGGAUUUGACUGUAAACGUUUCAGAGGCUGUUAAAAAUAAUCAAUUAUAUGCCCAAUCGAAAUGGAAAACCAAAAAUUAUAUUCUUUAUUAUUACGUCAUGUUGGUGUCUCGGAAAGAGAACAUUGUAACCGAUCCCGAAAUGUCUUUUGCAAAAAUAAUAACUUUAUUUUAUUUGGUAAUGAAACAUCAGCCUUUAUUCGAGUGUUUAAAAAUUUUGUAUACGCAACAAUUGAGUCUUGUACCAGGGAAAGCAACUGAACCUUUAACCUGUAUUAUACGCGAUUUAUAUAAACGACCGAGGACUUUAAAACAAAUUAGUCGCGUUACGAUACAUAAUUGUAUGGGGCGCAGACCCGGAUUAUGUGUGAAUAAAUUAAAUUUACCAAAUCGGCUGAAAGAAUAUCUUUUAAAUUUUGAACCGUAAAGAUGAAAAUAUUUUAAAAUUAUUUAAAAAAAAUAUAUUAUUUGUGAAAAGUACUCUCAAUUACCAGAGAGAAUGCGAGAUGUGUUAAUCUUUUUGGAGAGAUUAUAUUUUUUUAAAUCAUAAUCUAAAAAACGAAUUCAACGUAAUCUGUAAAUGUUAAUAAAUAUAAAAUUGAAUGGUUUAA